This is a messenger RNA of Cyprinus carpio (common carp), 2314 nucleotides long. It is a transcript of the gene spint2, whose product is annotated as serine peptidase inhibitor, Kunitz type, 2. NCBI's taxonomy places the organism in Eukaryota, Metazoa, Chordata, Actinopteri, Cypriniformes, Cyprinidae. Gene Ontology annotation, molecular function: serine-type endopeptidase inhibitor activity. The record is from RefSeq and is a predicted model, not a curated record.
UGUUACAUUAUUUCCCAGGAGAGGAGGCGCACACCUGCUGCGUCCGCACACACCAGCUAUAUAAAUAAAGAAUCUGGUUCGUUUCCAUAGGUGUGGUCAUAGAGUUCGUUUAACUUUAUUCGGUUCGACCCGUCGUAUAGGACAUAACCGAAAAGAUCUAGGACAGGUAGACGGGAAGUGAAGAAUGGCUCAGGUUUAUUUCACUGCCUCCAUCGUCGGGUUUCUCUGUUAUCUGUCGGUUCUAAACGCUUGUAAGUGGGACCCGGAGCUCGAGCAGGGUCUGAAUAUCAGCUCAUUUGAUAACGGCGCGGCUUUCCUGGCUUACCUGCCGGAGAUCUCGGACGCAGAGCAGUGUCAGAAUGCUUGCUGUGAGAGGGACGACUGCCAGCUCGCUGUGAUCGGGACCCCAGCGGACGGCAGGCCAGAAUGUCGAUUGGUCAACUGCGUGAAAGACGGCAAAGACGUGUGUGUUUUGACCCAGAGCACACAGUUUAAGGUGUACCGCAAGAUCCUGGAUAGCGCUGAUCAAGAAACUCGAAACGCGGCCGAAGUUCGCUCUGUGAACGGCACAGAUCACUGCCUACUUCCAAGUAUGGUGGGAAAUUGCCGCGCUGCCUUCCCACGAUUUUAUUAUGAUGUCAUCAAUCAGACAUGCAAGCAGUUCGUCUAUGGCGGCUGUGGGGGCAAUGAUAACAACUUUAACACCCAGGAGGAAUGUGAGGCUUCCUGUAGUGGGGUGACAGGUGCUGUGCUCGCGGAAUCUCAUUCCAUUGCUCAACGCAGCAGAAUGUCCGUACCUGAAAACAACAUUGACACUGUACCUCUUCCUGAAAUGACUUCAGAGGAAUUCCAGGAGAAGUGUCUGGCUUCUGCACAGUCUGGACUCUGCAGAGCCGCCUUUAGACGCUAUUACUACAACAAUGGCACCUGUCAACUAUUCAUCUAUGGAGGUUGUGGGGGCAACCAGAACAAUUAUAAAACUGAGGAAUCAUGCAUGACAACCUGCACAGUGAAGGUCAUUCCUAGCAGCAAGAAGGAGCCUGCCAUUUCCACUUCUCCUUACAGCAUGCACAGCUUUGAAGAAACCUGUGCCGUGCCAUCCGACUCUGGCCCGUGCCGUGCAGCCUUCCAGAAGUUUUACUUUGAGUCCAGCACUCAUUCUUGUAAGCCCUUCAUCUAUGGAGGCUGCGCGGGAAACCUAAACCGCUACAACAGUGAGGAAGAGUGCAUGGCAGCUUGCUCCGGGAAAGAUGGCCGUUUUGAUGGACAUGGACACAACAAACGUAACCGCUGGACUCCAGCUUUCUUUCUAGUGGCCACCCUGGCCAUCAUGUCUGCCCUACUUCUGGUAGGUUUGAUCCUGAUCGCGGUGCGCAGAAACGCCCACAGGAGGUCCUUCAUACUGGAUGAUAAGGAGGAGUUACUGCCUGAAGAGGAGCAGGUGUCCUAUGAGAAGCAGCCCAAAGUAGAAUCAUGCUAAAGCUAGAGACCUUUCAGUGUCUGGUACAAACAUCCAUCUCAUGGCACUCCAACAUUCAGCUGAAUUAAAACUACAAAGUUUCAUUAAACUUCCAAUUUGACUACAUUUUGGUAGAGGUUCCAAAUUAGCAUACGUAGAACAUAAUACAUGUGCACGUUUUGCAAACAUGUGCAUUAGUCACACAUAAGACAUGUGAAAUUAACUAAGAAUAAAGUUUGUUUCAGUUUUUAAAAGAGAUAUUUUUAACUGUGGGAUAUGUUGCACUAAAAAUUGGUAAGUUGGUUGAAAUACUUCUGUUACCUUCUUUGACAUCUGUCAUUUUUUAUGGUUAGAAUCCUACAUAGUAGAAGUAAAUUAGCUUUCAGGGAUGUAUUUAUUUUCACAACCAUAAUGAAUAAUAAAGUGGUUUCCCUUAAGUUUUUUCUUACAUCACAAUGUAUAUGUAUGUAUGGAUUUAUACAUAAGAAUAACUGAAUAAUGAGUUCAUUUUUAUGGGUUUAUAACACUCAUGUCACAUUUUUAUUGAGAAUGAUUCUAUGUAAGUCAUUAAACCUUUGCUACAGUUCAUAGCCUUGUUCUUUGAUUGUAAGCAUAUAUAAAAAUUCAGUAGAUAUGAGAACAUAAGAAUGCAAACAUGAGAAAAUACAAUGAUACCAUAAUAGAAAAUGUUUUAAAUAUAAACAUAAACUAUCCUGUAGUAGCUACUGCAGACUUUUGUUGACUAAUUUGCCCACCAAUGAAUGGUCUGUAUGUGACAUGUAAUUCAUGCCAGCCUAUAGUUUUUUAAAAAGCAUUGUUAUUUUAAAAUCUUUAACAAUAAAGGUAAUUUAUUCA